AUGUUGAAAUACCUAAGUUUGGUUUUACUCGCAGUGCAGACGACACUUGUGAUCAUGGUGAUGCGUUAUGUAAGGACUCAGAAAGGUGACAUGUUCAUUGCAUCCACAGCUGUUAUCCAGUGCGAGGCGUUCAAAAUGAUGGCUUCAUUGGCCAUCAUCCUUUACCAAGAAAAGAGUGUAUCAAACUCAGUUCGCCAUUUGGUGAAAAGUAUUAUUGACCAGCCUGUGGACUGCUUACGUAUGUCCAUCCCUGCCAUUAUAUAUGUCUUCCAAAAUAAUCUGUUCUAUGUUGCCGUUUCAAAUCUUGAUGCAGCUACAUGUCAGGUAACAUAUCAACUGAAGAUUUUUACUACAGCGAUAUGUUCUGUCAUUAUGUUGAAGACGACGAUUUCAAGGCUUCAAUGGAUAUCCUUGUGUAUUUUAUUUGUAGGCGUGUCAGUUGAACGGUUACCAUUGACAGAAUCUUCAAAAGGAGCCGUACUGGACGAGGACAAAAAUCGAGUAGUUGGUAUAAUCUGUGUCGUUACUUCAUGCUGUCUUUCGGGUUUCUCUGGUGUUUACUUUGAAAAGAUUUUGAAAGGAACCAAAAAAUCGAUUUGGUUGAGAAAUGUACAACUUGGGAUGUUUGGAAUAGCCGUAGGAUUCAUUACCAUGGGCUUCAAAGAUGGUGUCAAAGUAAUUGAGAAAGGAUUUUUUCAUGGCUACUAUAGUGUUGUGUGGUUUGUUAUAUUUUUACAAUCGUUUGGUGGGUUAUGUACUGCAGUCGUUGUAAAAUAUGCAAACAAUAUACUGAAAGGCUUUGCCACUUCCGGUGCUAUUGUUUUAUCUUGUAUAAUUUCAGUAUAUCUUUUUGAAUUUCAUUUGACAAACGAAUUCACUAUUGGGGCUUUGCUUGUUGUAUUAUCCGUCUUCAUGUAUAGUAAAUGCUCCGUGAAAUAA
Molecule: messenger RNA, 939 nt
Organism: Mytilus trossulus (common blue mussel)
Lineage: Eukaryota; Metazoa; Mollusca; Bivalvia; Mytilida; Mytilidae
Product: UDP-galactose translocator-like
Exons: 2
Coding region: 1-939 (312 amino acids)
Biological process (GO): pyrimidine nucleotide-sugar transmembrane transport
Cellular component (GO): Golgi membrane
Molecular function (GO): UDP-galactose transmembrane transporter activity
Source: RefSeq, a predicted model, not a curated record